Molecule: messenger RNA, 1610 nt
Organism: Bursaphelenchus okinawaensis
Lineage: Eukaryota; Metazoa; Nematoda; Chromadorea; Rhabditida; Aphelenchoididae
Source: the annotation of a GenBank genome assembly
AUGGAAAAAGAGCUUCUACAUGUUCAGGAGGAGGUUAGUUAUUUAGAUUUUAAAUUAGUUUUAAAAAGCUAAAGCUAGGGCUUUUGUUUGUUUCAUAUGUAUCGAUGUUUUUUAGCUGCUUUUUAAAAUUCAUAUAUCUUUAGAUGCUUAACUUUUUAAGUUUUAGGUAAAACGUAUUCAAUCUGUUACUGUUGUUAUUGGGCAGUUUUUGGAAGCUGUUGAUCAAGAUCACGCUAUUGUUGGUUUUGCAACUGGUAAGAAUGCUUUGAUACCUAAAUCAAGUUGAACAUGCAAGUUUUAUUUUAAUUUUUAUAUUUUUAGGUCCAAACUACUAUGUACGUGUGUUGUCUAUCUUGGACAGAGAAUUGUUGAAGCCAGGGUGUUCUGUUGCCCUUCACAAGUACUCAAAUGCUCUAGUUGAUGUUCUCCCACCUGAAGCGGACUCGAGUAUUCAGAUGUUGAGGCCAGAUGAAAAGCCAGAAGUCAGCUACUCUGACAUUGGUGGGUUGGACAUGCAAAAGCAAGAAGUGAAGGAAGCUGUGGAACUUCCGUUAUCACAUGGUGAAUUUUAUCAACAGGUAAAAUUUCGAUUUGAUUCCUUGGUUUUUAGGUAAUAAAAUAGCUUUGAAGAGCCAAUACCAGGGUUGGACGCAGGGCAGGGUGCCCUGUACCAUGCCCUACCACAGGGCAUGGUAGGGCAUGGUAUAGGGCAUGUUUCAAAAUUUUUUUACAGGGCAUGGUAGGGCAUGGUAUAGAUUGGAACAGGGCAGGGCACGGCCUAUGCCCUGCAUCACCCUGCAAAUGCCCUGUUUGUGUCAUAGUAAGUUUUGGCGGACGCUUCCGCCGAGCGGUCGAUAAUCGGCGGACGCCACAACUUGGUUAGUUUAGUAGCUAGAAACAUGUAGUUAAAUUCAUAAUUAAUUAUUUGUCAUGCGUUAAAAAUAAAAGCAUAAUUUUAAAAUUUUAAAAGUCGUAUUGAUAUCGACCGGUCGAUAAUUUUUAGUAUAUUUUAAUUGCAAUUUAUAUAUAUAUAUAUUCUUAUCGCUCUGUUGUUACAAAUUGUAUAUACAUUACAUUAGGUACAAUUCUAAGCAAAAAACAUUCCUUUUUUGUACAGAUUAAACAUUUAUAAAUUAUCGACCAGUCAAUAACAAUAUUGCUUACAAAAACAUAAAUUACUGUUUUAAUGUGUAGAUUAUGACAGAUAACAACUUGUGAACUUAACUACAUGUUUCUAGCUGCUAAACUAACUAAGCUAUGACGUCCGCCAUUUAUCUACCGCUCGGCGGAGGCGUCCGCCGAAAUACACCCAAAUGCCCUGUAAAUACCCUGUAAAUGCCCUGAUGCCCUGCAGGGCAUGGUAGGGCAGGGCAUGAAAUUGGAAUGCCCUGUACAGGACAGGGCAUUGCAGGGCACAGGGCAUGGCAUGGAAAUUUGCCAAUUCCCUGACCUGUGUCCAAGCCUAGCCAAUACUCAAAGUUUAAAUGUUUUGGCAGGGUUUAUACGUAUUCUGACUAUAAGUUUAAUAUUUUAUGCAGAGAUUUAUCCUAAAUACUUCAUUAUAGAUUGGUAUUGAUCCUCCACGUGGUGUCCUCAUAUUCGGUCCUUAA